AGAAUCUUCUAUAGCUUAAGGAGCAUUAGCUAAUUAUAUGAGAUGCCGAAGCAUGGAAGCAGUAGCAGGAAGAAGUCUUCAAGGAGUAGAAGAUCGGAAGAAUCCAGUUCUGCUUCUGAGGAGGAGAGUGGCCAAAAUCGGCACAAGAAGAGGUCUUCAAGGGAGAUAACUGAGGAAGAAAUUUCUGAGUAUUUGUCCAAGAAAGCUCAAAAGAAAGUAUGGGGUUUGUUGCUACUGUUUUUUGCUUUGUUUUCCAGGUCUGGUUUUGAUACUAACUUCCCCCGCUCCGAUGUGCAGGCACUCAGAGUUGCUAAAAAAUUAAAGACGCAGACAGUUUCUGGUUAUUCAAAUGACUCAAAUCCUUUUGGUGAUUCCAACCUAAAUGAGAAGUUUGUGUGGCGAAAGAAAAUAGAGCGUGAUGUUGUACAGGGCGUACCACUUGAGAUGUAUUCAGUGAAAUCAGAGAAAAAGAAACAGAUAGGAAGGAUGGCGGAGAUUGAGAAAGUGAAGAAGAGAAGGGAGGAGCGAGCAAUUGAGAAAGCAAAAUAUGAAGAGGAAAUGGCGAUGUUGGCUAGAGAACGUGCUAGGGCUGAGUUCCAUGACUGGGAAAAGAAAGAAGAAGAGUUUCAUUUUGAUCAAAGCAAAGUCAGGUCAGAGAUUAGAUUGCGUGAGGGGCGUAUAAAACCCAUUGAUAUUCUCUCCAAGCAUCUUAAUGGUUCAGAUGACUUUGACAUCGAGAUAAAUGAACCAUACAUGGUCUUCAAGGGUUUAACAGUGAAGGAAAUGGAAGAGCUUCAUGAUGACAUAAAAAUGCACCUGGAUUUGGAUAGGGCAACACCGACACAUAUAAAGUUUUGGGAGGCAUUAAUGGUGGUUUGUGACUGGGAGCUGGCUGAGGCUCGGAAAAAGGAUGCCUUAGAUCGUGCUCAAGUACGGGGACAGGAACCACCAGCUGAAUUGCUUGGUGCGGAAAGAGGUUUGCACUCGAGCAUUGAAGGAGAUGUCAAGAACGUCCUGGAGGUGAAGACUUACAAUGAGCUAGAGGAAUUAGAAUCACUGAUUGACUCAGGGUUGCAUUCUGGCACUGCCAAGGUGGUAGAGUUCUGGCAGGCUGUUCAGAAACACCUUACGAUAUAUAAGGCAAAGGCUCUUCUAAAGGAGAUUCAUGCUAAUCUAUUGCAUAAACAUCUCCAACGCCUGGAGCAACCUUUGGAGAGUGAGGAAGACUUGGAAGGAGAUCAUAACUUAAAUCCUCAAGAGGACGCCAUUCAUGCUGUGGAAGAUGUUCAACAAUAUUCUCCUGUGCCCCUGACCGAUGAAGAGACUCAUGAGCCUGAAGAAGAACCUGGUUCAUUUUCACCGCAGCUGUUGCAUGGUGAUGAAAAUGAAGAAGCAAUUGACCCUGAAGAGGAUAGGAUUGAACUGGAAAGAAAAAGAGUUGCUGUACUAGAAGAACAGCAAAGACGGAUUAGGGAAUCAAUGGCAUCAAAACCAAAUUCAUCAGAAGAUAACUUGGAGCUGAAGGCCAUGAAAGCUAUGGGAGCUAUGGAGGAAGGGGAUGCAGUAUUUGGCUCUGGUGCUGAAGUCAACCUGGAUUCGCAAGUAUACUGGUGGCAUGAUAAAUACCGUCCAAGGAAACCGAAGUAUUUCAAUCGGGUUCACACUGGAUAUGAGUGGAACAAAUACAACCAAACCCACUACGACCAUGACAAUCCACCUCCAAAGAUUGUGCAAGGUUACAAAUUUAAUAUCUUUUACCCAGAUCUUGUUGACAAAACAAAAGCUCCAUUGUAUACCAUAGAGAAAGAUGGAAGCAGUGGCGAGACAUGCAUUAUAAGAUUUCAUGCUGGGCCACCUUACGAAGACAUUGCAUUCAAGAUUGUGAACAAAGAGUGGGAAUAUUCCCACAAGAAGGGUUUCAAAUGCACAUUUGAGCGGGGCAUUUUGCAUGUCUAUAUUAACUUCAAACGCUAUCGUUACCGCCGAUAAGUUAAAACAGGCCAAUGGUGUGUGGUACUUCAAGAUAUUCUCUUGUAUGGUAAGUGCCUCAGUGGUCUUUCACAUUUACUAAUUGUAACAAAUGAUUAUUUAGAUGCUUUUAGUGUUUGAGAAAUGAAUUCUUACUGUUUAUUCAA
This is a messenger RNA of Telopea speciosissima, 2135 nucleotides long. RefSeq names its product cactin-like. The coding region runs from base 43 to 1989 and encodes 648 amino acids. The transcript has 13 exons. The record is from RefSeq and is a predicted model, not a curated record. Lineage: Eukaryota; Viridiplantae; Streptophyta; Magnoliopsida; Proteales; Proteaceae. Gene Ontology annotation, cellular component: spliceosomal complex; cytoplasm. Gene Ontology annotation, biological process: mRNA cis splicing, via spliceosome. Gene Ontology annotation, molecular function: protein binding.